GAGCUUCCGGUGUGAGCCGGAACUGCAGCCGGAAGCGAACUGGACGAAGGGACAGAAGCGCUACACUGCCGGCUGGGCUCUGUGGCCUCGCGAUGGGCAAGAGAGACCGAGCGGACCGUGACAAGAAGAAAUCCAAGCGGCGGCACCUGGAGGACGAGGAGGAUGAGGACGACGACGCUCCCGGCCACGAGUCCCAGGAGGCGGUGCCCUCGGCAGCCGGGAAGCAGGUGGACGAGUCGGGCACCAAAGUGGACGAGUACGGGGCCAAGGACUACAGACCGCAAAUGCCGCUCAAGGGCGACCACCCCUCGCGGCCCCUGUGGGUGGCUCCUGAUGGUCACAUCUUCCUGGAAGCCUUCUCUCCUGUGUAUAAAUACGCUCAAGACUUCCUGGUGGCUAUUGCGGAGCCCGUGUGCCGACCGACUCACGUGCACGAGUACAAGCUCACGGCCUACUCUCUGUACGCAGCCGUCAGUGUUGGGCUGCAGACGAGUGACAUUACCGAGUACCUCAGGAAGCUCAGCAAGACAGGGGUCCCUGAUGGGAUCAUUCAGUUCAUUAAGCUGUGCACCGUCAGCUAUGGGAAAGUCAAGCUGGUCCUGAAGCACAACAGGUACUUCGUUGAAAGCUCCCACCCUGACGUCAUUCAGCAUCUUCUCCAAGACCCAGUGAUCCGAGAGUGCCGCCUGCGGAAUUCUGAGGGAGAAGCUACUGAGCUCAUCACAGAGACUUUGACGAACAAAUCUGCUAUAGCCAAGACUGCUGACAGCGGUGGUGGUGCUGGGCCCUCCACUUCCCGGCUAGCAGACCCACAGACCAAAGCCGACAUCCCUACCGACCUGUUGGACUUCUAUGAGCAAAUGGACAAGGAUGAGGAAGAAGAGGAAGAGACACAGACAGUAUCUUUUGAAGUUAAACAGGAAAUGAUCGAGGAGCUCCAGAAACGCUGCAUUCACCUGGAGUACCCCCUAUUGGCAGAGUAUGAUUUCCGGAAUGAUUCUGUCAACCCCGAUAUCAACAUUGACCUGAAGCCCACAGCUGUGCUCAGGCCGUACCAGGAGAAGAGCUUGCGGAAGAUGUUUGGGAACGGACGAGCACGGUCAGGUGUCAUUGUUCUUCCAUGUGGCGCUGGGAAGUCGCUGGUUGGUGUGACGGCUGCGUGCACCGUCAGAAAACGCUGUCUGGUACUGGGAAACUCUGCCGUGUCUGUGGAGCAGUGGAAAGCCCAGUUCAAGAUGUGGUCUACCAUCGAUGACAGCCAGAUCUGCCGCUUUACCUCCGAUGCCAAGGACAAGCCCAUCGGCUGCUCCGUUGCCAUCAGUACCUACUCCAUGCUGGGCCACACCACCAGGAGGUCCUGGGAAGCGGAGAGAGUCAUGGAAUGGCUCAGAACUCAGGAGUGGGGCCUCAUGAUCCUGGAUGAAGUCCACACUAUUCCAGCCAAGAUGUUCCGGAGAGUGCUCACCAUUGUGCAGGCUCACUGCAAGCUGGGCUUGACUGCAACCCUCGUUCGGGAAGAUGACAAAAUUGUCGACUUGAAUUUUCUGAUUGGGCCCAAGCUCUAUGAAGCUAACUGGAUGGAGCUGCAGAACAACGGCUACAUUGCCAAAGUCCAGUGCGCUGAGGUCUGGUGCCCAAUGUCUCCAGAGUUUUAUCGGGAGUAUGUGGCGAUCAAAACUAAGAAAAGAAUCUUACUGUACACCAUGAACCCCAACAAAUUCAGGGCCUGUCAGUUCCUGAUCAAGUUUCACGAAAGGAGAAAUGACAAGAUUAUUGUCUUUGCCGACAACGUAUUCGCCCUGAAGGAGUAUGCCAUUCGAUUGAACAAGCCCUACAUCUAUGGCCCUACGUCUCAAGGAGAAAGAAUGCAGAUUCUCCAGAACUUCAAGCACAACCCCAAGAUCAACACCAUCUUCAUAUCCAAGGUGGGUGACACAUCCUUCGACCUUCCGGAAGCAAAUGUUCUCAUUCAGAUCUCGUCCCAUGGCGGUUCCCGCAGGCAGGAAGCCCAGAGACUAGGACGAGUGCUCCGAGCCAAGAAGGGGAUGGUGGCAGAGGAAUACAAUGCUUUCUUCUACUCACUGGUGUCGCAGGACACGCAGGAGAUGGCCUACUCAACCAAGCGGCAGAGAUUCUUGGUCGAUCAGGGCUACAGCUUCAAGGUGAUCACUAAGCUUGCUGGAAUGGAGGAGGAAGACUUGUCCUUUUCAACGAAAGAAGAGCAACAGCAGCUUCUGCAGAAAGUCCUGGCAGCCACAGACCUGGAUGCAGAGGAAGAGGUGGUGGCAGGAGAGUUUGGCUCCAGAUCCAGCCAGGUGUCUCGGCGCCCAGGCACGAUGAGCUCCCUGUCAGGGGCUGAUGAUACUGUGUAUGUGGAGUACCACGCGGCCCGCAGCAAGGCCUCAGCCAGCAGGCACGUGCACCCGCUCUUCAAGCGUUUCAGAAAGUGACGCCAGCGCACGGCUGAGCACACGGCCUCAGUGUGAGGCUUCUCUCCACACCCACACUCUUCCCCUAGCCCGGGUCGAGUAGCAAAUGGUUUCUGUAAAUAAAAGCUUGUAAUUUUUAAAGAAUGUAUUUAUCUUCGUGUUCUGAAUAAACAGGAAUGGCAGUCCA
Messenger RNA from Erinaceus europaeus (western European hedgehog), 2616 nucleotides. RefSeq names its product ERCC excision repair 3, TFIIH core complex helicase subunit (gene ERCC3). Gene Ontology annotation, cellular component: nucleotide-excision repair factor 3 complex; transcription preinitiation complex; transcription factor TFIIH holo complex. The record is from RefSeq and is a predicted model, not a curated record. NCBI's taxonomy places the organism in Eukaryota, Metazoa, Chordata, Mammalia, Eulipotyphla, Erinaceidae. Bases 93 to 2450 code for a protein of 785 amino acids. The transcript is spliced from 15 exons. Gene Ontology annotation, biological process: hair cell differentiation; nucleotide-excision repair; embryonic organ development. Gene Ontology annotation, molecular function: 3'-5' DNA helicase activity; DNA binding; ATP binding.